UAACCUCCCGCUUGAAGCGCACGUGUGGUAUAACAGGAUCUGACUACUUCCUUCUUUCAGCCUCUGAGCUUCUACAUUUGGGUUUAUUUUUUCUCAUCCGUCAUAUUCUCCGAUCAAUGGCGCCGCCUCCUGGACCUUACUCUGGCAAGAGCACCUUCGCUUUGGUGGCUAGGGUUUCCGCUUUCACGGUCGGACUCGCUUAUGGCAGUGUAAAGCUUAAGUUUCUUAAGAUGAAGGCAAAGAGUCAGAAGAAGGCUGAAGCAAAGAGUCAGAAGAAGGCUGAAGCUGAGGGACAUCACUAGAGGAGCAGUGUGUGACUCUGUUUUUGUUCUACAGUGAUCACAAUAAUAAAGAGAGAGAGAGAGAGAGAGAGAGAUUUUCCGUCAUGGCCUGAUGAGAAGGAGCAUCGUUUUCACCGUGUAAACUGUUGGGAUUUAACCUUCGAUUUUGUUUCAAUUAUCUUUAAUAUGGGAAAUCAGAUAAUACAGUUCCAUGGGAAACGCAGUUACUUUAGUCAUCUUUAAAGAAGAAAAGAAAA
Molecule: messenger RNA, 538 nt
Organism: Salvia miltiorrhiza (redroot sage)
Lineage: Eukaryota; Viridiplantae; Streptophyta; Magnoliopsida; Lamiales; Lamiaceae
Exons: 3
Coding region: 117-302 (61 amino acids)
Source: RefSeq, a predicted model, not a curated record